Symbiodinium pilosum is the source of this 1259-nucleotide messenger RNA. NCBI's taxonomy places the organism in Eukaryota, Dinophyceae, Suessiales, Symbiodiniaceae. The record is from the annotation of a GenBank genome assembly.
GCAAGCAAACCUGCCAGCUCAUGGGUUACACCAAGGUGGCAUCCUUGCAGUUUGCGCCUGGGCAUGGCAGUUUCGAGGGCAAAGAGCCGGCGCAGUGCCGCAAGGUGGCCUUGCCCGCACCUGUGGAGGACUUGAGCAUUUUUGACCAUGACCGAAGUUGGCUGUUGGGCGCCACAGGGCACGUUUGGGAGAGCACGCUGCUUGGUGUUCGAGGUAGUUGGGCCAACAGGAGCCACCGCAACAGCCUCAUUCUGGUGGAUUCUGAGGAACGGGAAGUGGCAUUCCUGCGGGUUGUUAAGCAGCUCUCGCCGCCACUUCCUUACAGCACGGACGACCAUGUGUUCCAUGGAGUCUUCUAUAGCAACAGCUCUCGGCGGCUCUACGCCGUUACCCACCACACGGCUUACAGUUCUGUGGAGGUUUUCCAGGUUCACGAAGACGAUCCUGAAAAAGGCUUUCACGAUUCCUUGUUCCUGGAACACCUGCACACGGUCAGGUCUCCGGAGUUCCAGCGUAUGGCCUUGAACGAUGUCGUGGAAGCCGCUUUUGAUGGCAGUAGCUUCUUUGUGUCGGAGUGGCUGGACCACGACAACGCUGCCGGCCACCGGGCCUUCUCCUUCACAGAAAACUUGGCACACAGCGCCAAAAUAGCUUUGAAACAGCGGAAGACGCGAUUGCUGAAGUGCGUCUUGCAAGGCUCGAGGGACGAUGGGAGCCAGUGGUCCUGCUCUGAGGCGACCGCGGACCGCUUUGUUUUGACGAACGGCCUGGCCAUCACGCCAGAUCGACGCUUCCUCUUCGUUUCUGACCCAGCGAGCACUGAGGUUGUCAUCUACCGCGUGGAUGGUGCAAGCCUGACCAAGGUCCAGGCCCUCUCUCUCACACAUUCCGUGGACAAUCUGGAGGUUGUGGCGAGCUGGCCGACCAAAGAUGAGGUGGUGCUCCAUGGAGGAUCCAUCCCUUUACCCUUCGCCACAGGAGUAGGCUGCGAAGGUGGGUUUGGCAUGAACUGGCCUAUCAAGGACACGGAGGGCCACUCGAGCUUCAUCGGUUGCGGGAAAUGCCCUGGGGGCCUGCUGGAGCUGAAAGUCAAGGGCCUCUAUGCACAAAGCAAGCAAUCAGGGGUGGAGGUCCAGAUGCAGGAUCUGGUGCUUCAUGACGGGUCGCUGCUGAAUCAGGUGAGCUGUGCAAUCGGUUUGGACGGACGAGCCGUCAUAGGGAGCCCUGAGGCGAGUGGACUCCUGUUGUGCGACUGGUGA